AUGGUUGGCAUCAUAUCGCGGGUGGUUAGUGGAGGCAGCUCCGUAGCCCGUGGACUGCUUGGAGUCCGAAAUCCCCUCAUGAUCGAGUCGUCGGCAGGGUUUAAGGUGAAAGCUCGUCUAAAACUUCGAUGUCGUAGCUGUUACUUCAUCCGAGUCAACGGUAGAUUGCACGUUGAAUGUAAUGAACAUCCACGACACAAGGCCAGGGAGAUUUUCAACACAAAACUACUUUGGUGA
Molecule: messenger RNA, 237 nt
Organism: Necator americanus (New World hookworm)
Lineage: Eukaryota; Metazoa; Nematoda; Chromadorea; Rhabditida; Ancylostomatidae
Exons: 2
Coding region: 1-237 (78 amino acids)
Biological process (GO): translation
Cellular component (GO): mitochondrial large ribosomal subunit; ribosome
Molecular function (GO): structural constituent of ribosome
Source: RefSeq, a predicted model, not a curated record